This is a messenger RNA of Perca fluviatilis (European perch), 2066 nucleotides long. RefSeq names its product plastin-3-like. The transcript has 16 exons. NCBI's taxonomy places the organism in Eukaryota, Metazoa, Chordata, Actinopteri, Perciformes, Percidae. The record is from RefSeq and is a predicted model, not a curated record. Gene Ontology annotation, molecular function: calcium ion binding; actin filament binding. Bases 137 to 1999 code for a protein of 620 amino acids. Gene Ontology annotation, cellular component: cytoplasm; actin filament bundle; actin filament. Gene Ontology annotation, biological process: actin filament network formation; actin filament bundle assembly.
GGGGCGGAGCGGUUCUCCCUACCGGGCGGUGUCAGCUGGAGAAAACGGGACGGAGGAGCAGUGAGAGGCCGACACAGGAGGGACUCAUUUCCCCGGCUGAUUGUUCUCACUGCACCAGCGGACUCCAGGUGUCAGCAUGUCGACAAACAUAAGCGCCGAGGAGAUGGCGGAGAUGAGGGAGGCUUUCCAGAAAGUGGAUUCGGACGGCAAUGGGUACAUCGUCUCCUCUGAACUCGGCGAUCUCUUCCGCGAGGCGGGCUGUCCUUUGCCCGGAUACCAGAUCAGAGAACUGCUUCAGAAGCUGGACAGAGACAACGACAGCCAGAUCAACUUUGAUGAGUUCACGGCUAUUUUCAAGGAUAUGAAGGACGACCGCAUGGCCCAGGGUUUCAAGAAAGCUCUGAACAAGAAACAAGGCAUCGUGGCCAUCGGGGGCACCAGCGAGAUCUCUAGUGCAGGAACUCAGCAUUCCAUCUCUGAACAGGAGCGCUAUGCCUUCGCCAACUACAUCAACUCUACUUUGGAAAAGGAUCCAGACUGUAAGCACCUGCUGCCCAUCAACCCCGAAACUGAAGCUCUGUUUAAAGCAGUGGCUGACGGCGUCAUCCUUUGUAAACUCAUCAACCUCUCUGUCGCUGACACCAUCGAUGAGAGAACCAUUAAUAAAAAGAAACUGACAGCUUUCACCACACAGGAGAAUCUGAACUUGGCUCUGAAUUCCGCCUCGGCCAUCGGCUGCCAAGUUGUCAACAUCGGAGCUCAAGAUCUGAAGGAGGGAAAACCUCACCUGGUGCUCGGACUCCUCUGGCAGAUUAUCAAGAUAGGACUGUUCGCUGCUAUAGAGCUGAGCCGCAAUGAAGCUAUAGCAGCGCUGCUGGAGGAAGGGGAGAGUCUGGAAGAACUGAUGAAACUCAGUCCUGAGGAGCUGCUGCUGCGCUGGGCCAAUUUCCAUUUAAAGAAAGCCGGCAUGUCCAUAUCAAACUUUUCUGGAGAUAUUAAGGACUCCAAGGCGUACUUCCACCUGCUAGAACAGAUUGCUCCAGAUGGCAGCAAAGAGGACGUUCCCCGGAUUGAGAUCGACAUGACUGGUCUUUAUGAGAAGGAUCUCACGAAGAGAGCGGAGUGUAUGCUCAAACAGGCCGAGCGCCUCGGCUGCAGACAGUUUGUAACUGCCACCGACGUCGUGUCUGGAAACUCAAAGCUCAACAUGGCCUUCGUAGCCAAGCUCUUCAACAAAUACCCGGCUCUCACCAAACCAGACAACCAAGACUGGAAUAAUGUGGAGAGCGAGACCAGAGAGGAGAGAACUUUCAGGAACUGGAUGAACUCUCUCGGAGUCAGUCCACACGUUCACCAUAUCUACGGUGAUCUGCAGGAUGCCAUGGUGAUUCUCCAGCUCUAUAAAACGAUUAAGGUGCCAGUGGACUGGGACAAAGUCAACCAACCUCCAUUCAAGGGAAAAGGAGCAGGGCAUUUAAAAAAGAUGGAAAACUGUACCUAUGCUGUGGAGCUGGGUAAGAAGAAAGCUGGUUUCUCCCUGGUGGGAAUUGGCGGACAGGACCUCUACGAUGGAAAUCCAACUCUAACUCUGGCACUGGUGUGGCAGCUGAUGAGGAGGUACACAUUAAAUGUUCUUGAAGACCUCGGGCACGGAGCAGUUGCAGGAGAUGAUUUGAUAGUUUCAUGGGUCAACAAGACUUUGGCUGAGGCUGGCAAGAGUUCCUCUAUCAAAAGCUUUAAGGACAAAGCAAUCGGUACCAGUAUGCCGGUUCUGGACCUGAUUGAUGCCAUUCAGCCACAAAGUGUGAACUUUGAGCUGGUUCAAAAAGGAAGUCUGUCAGACGAAGACAAACUAAACAAUGCCAAGUAUGCCAUUUCCAUGGCGAGGAAGAUCGGGGCGAAAGUCUACGCUCUGCCUGAGGACCUGGUAGAGAUUAACCCGAAAAUGGUGAUGACCAUCUUCGCCUGCUUGAUGGGGAGAGGGAUGAAGAGGGCUUAAAGGACAGACCAACAUACUGACUGUCUUCGCCCGUGUGAUUUAAUGAGACAUAAAGAGAGUUAACAUA